GCGCCACAUAUGUACUCAUUUUUUAUUGUGCUCUUUGCUGGCGUCACAUUUGCGUCACAUAUUGAUAUGUGUGGAUAUGUGGGCGUAUAAAUGUUUUUUAACUUAAUUUAUGUGGAUGGACUGAUGUUUUGCUGAAAGAAGCUAAAAGAAAUGACAUUUUCACUCAUUGUAGGCUGAAUGGUUACCUUGUCGUGAACGAAAAUAUCUAGUGGAGACUGAGGUCACUGGCCCAGCAGACAUCCGCCAUGUCGGCAGCGGCCUCUACGCCACAGCGGCGGCGCUCUGCCAACCUAGCGGCGUUCAGCACGGUUCGCUCACGCAAGGUGGCGCCACCACAGGCGCGACUUAACGACCAGGAGUUGCGCGAGAUGACUGAACUGGCGAUGCACACCUGGCGCGUGCUGUUCAUGGCGCCCCUGUGGAGCGUCACCAUCGCCAACGCCCGCCAGUUCGAGACGCUGCUGCUCAAGCUGAAGAAGCUGGUGAAGGCGACGCUGGAGGAGAUGCCGGAACAUACCGGACUGAAGGUAUCGGCCUCCAGCCUGACCAGUAUCGCCGAGGUGGUGCCGGCCAUCCGUCUGACGGUGACGGCGGCCGGUCGGCGCGCGCCGGUGGCCGAGCUGCUGCUCUGCAGCGCAGAGACGGUGCUGCGCUCGCUGCCCGACGAGUGCGCCGCCGAGUGUGUGUGGCUGCCGCUGGUACUGGCCAGGGGCAGCGGACCCGUGCGCGACGCCGUGCUCGCCAGGCUGCGCAGCGUGUACGGCAGCGCCGCCGUGGCGCCGGGGUUCUCACAGGACGACAUGCGCUGGAUGGCCUCUAUGUGGGCGGCCCGACCCGGCAUCACCUUCGACGGCGACGUGACACUCGACUACGCCACCCCGCAGUCGGUGUCAACUGCCGGACUGCGCUCGGUCAACAUUAGACUGUCCGGGGAGGACAUGGGACUCAUACACGCCAGCGUUCACGGUACAAACCAAAUCAUGACCCGAGAGGCCAUGCACACGUUCCACCGUGUGCUGGCCAAGGUUGGAGAGGACGCCGUCGGUCUUCCGCUGAGCGCCUUUGACCUCCAGUCGUUCGUUCUGCCGCUGGCUAAGGUGUACUCCGAUGGGCGGAUAAAGUUCGGCUCGGCGGAGGCCGUCAGCCCGUGCCUGACGUUCCUGCGCCAGCUAUCGGCUGAGUUCUUCGACCCGUGACCUGUGACCUGACCUGGAGAGUGAGAGAGCGCGGCCAGCGGCGCGGAUCGGCUCCACCAGCUGAGUUAGCGCCGCCUUUUACGAACGCUUUAGCUUCUGUGGACCUGUUUUAUCAUAUGCAUUCAGCACAGUGUUUUUAUGUUUUAUGUUCUAAUUAACGUUGUAUAGAAAUGUUUGUAAAUAUAGACAAUAGACAUAA
Molecule: messenger RNA, 1395 nt
Organism: Amphibalanus amphitrite
Lineage: Eukaryota; Metazoa; Arthropoda; Thecostraca; Balanomorpha; Balanidae
Exons: 6
Coding region: 246-1196 (316 amino acids)
Source: RefSeq, a predicted model, not a curated record